AGCUGAAGGUUUCUCUGUGUUGAGAAAAAGCAAUGGGAUGUUCCACCUUGUGAGAGUCCUUUGAUUCUUCUAAUUCUUCUUUAGAAACAGGAAAGGGAUUCAUUGAUUCACGCCAUGAAUGAUGGACCUCCUGCUUCUGCUUCUGAUGCUGCUUUUGUCCCAUCCAGUCUCUGGGAAGCUGAGAAUGAAAUGCCCGCUGAGAUUGGAGAACCAGGAUGGAAAACCAUGGAGUUACUACAGACCAGGAGACCAUGUAAUCAAUAUAGUCACCACUGGAACGGAAAGAUUGCAUGCAAAGUUGCUUUUCAACCUGGCUCCUUCUCUUCAGUUUGUUUUCCAUGAUCCGACUGAUUACGAAUUUGUUCAUUGCUUACUAUACAUUUUCAACAUUCAACUGGUCAACAAGAAUUCCCAUCUCUUGCACAAUCUCACACUUGGCUACAACACCCAUAACAACUAUUUGAGCACUUUCCGCACUUCAGAUGCCUUGCUGGAUAUUCUCUCCACUGGAGAAGCCAAUGUCCCCAACUACAGCUGUGGAAGGAAGGAGAACCUCCUGGCUCUUCUUGAUGGAGCCAGUAGGGCCAUCUCCAUCCAGAUGUCAACAUUAGGAGGCACCUACAAAGUCCCACAGAUCAGUGAUGAAAUUGUUUCAGAGGCUCUGAGUGAUAAAAGUCAAUUCCCCUUUUUCCACCGGAUGCUCCCCAAAGAAGGGAUCCAGUACCCAGCAAUUGUCCAGCUGCUCCUCCAUUUCAGAUGGACCCUGAUUGGCCUCUUUGCUUCAGACACAGAAAAUGGAGAGAAUUUCAUGAGGAUUUUUCCUCCUGUGCUUGUCAGGAGUGGAAUUUGUGUGGUUAUAUCACAACUGUUCUCAACACGUGGAUAUACAGCAUACCUCAGGGAUUCCCUCUCUAAGUGGAGACAAGUCAACGUCUUUGUUCACUUCAUGGAAUUUGAUUUAAUUUGGAAGAGAAUCCUUCCUUUCCAUGAAAUAUUUAUGCAUCUGCCAGGACUCAUUGAAGGGAAAAUCUGGAUCCUCACAAAUUUUGCAGGGUAUCUAAUGAACAAGCGUAGACUUCUCAAAUACAUCCAUAGCCGCAGAAGAUGCACCCAGAAUGCCCCACUGGAGACCCAGAAUAAAAGAAACAGGAUCCGUGUCCGAAAUGACUAUGAAUAUUACAGUCUCAUGAAGACUCUGGCCCAAGCCUUGAAUGCCGCUUAUUCCUCCAGAUUGAGGAGGAGGGGAAAGAAGGAGCGAGAAAAGACUUUGGGGUCUUCAAGGCUGCAGCCGUGGCAGUUUCAUCCCUUUCUGAAUAAGAAUGAGUUUUUCAAUAUUUCUCGAAGAAAACUGUACUUGGACCAAAAUGGAGAGAUAACAGCAGAUCUGAGCAUUGACAGCUUCUUGGUUCUCCCCAAGGAGGAUAUCACGGAAGAGACUCUGGCUUAUUUUGAAAGACAGAGACUUACUAUCAACCAAGAUGCUCUUUCACGGCUAAAGUUGCUCAAUAAGUCCCUGCCUCAGUCCAAAUGUGUGGAAAGUUGCCAUCCUGGAUUUGUCAAGAGGGCUCGAGAAGGAGAGCCAGUUUGCUGCUAUGACUGCGUUCCUUGUCCGGAGGGGACCUUCUCCACUCAGGAAGAUACCGAAAAAUGCACCAAGUGCCCAGAUUAUAAAUACCCAAAUAAGGACCGAGUUCAAUGUAUCCCCAAAAUUAUAACCUUCCUGUCUUAUGAAGAACAUCUGGGCAUCAUCCUGGUUUCUUUUGCUCUACUCUUGUUCCUAAACUCAGGCCUUGUUUUAAUCAUCUUUAUUAGAUACCGAGAAACUCCCAUUGUCAAAGCCAACAACCGGGACCUCUCCUAUAUCCUCCUGGUCUCCCUCCUGCUUUGUUUCUUAUCUCCUUCUCUCUUCAUUGGUCAACCAAGGAAAGCCACCUGCCUUCUCCGACAAAUGGUUUUCAGCACCAUCUUCUCAGUUGCCGUUUCUUCUCUCUUGGCCAAAACCAUCACGGUGGUGCUGGCUUUCCUGGCCACAAAACCAGGAAACCGAGUGAAGAGAUGGUUGGGGAAGAGUUUGGCCAACUCCAUCAUCCUUUCUUCUUCUGCUGUCCAAAUUAUCAUCUGCUCCACCUGGCUGGGAGUUUCUGCCCCCUUCCCUGACUCUGACCUCCACUCCCAGCCUGGAGAGAUCAUCCUGCAAUGCAACGAAGGGGCCGUUGUCAUGUUCUACGUCACCCUCAGCUACAUGGGCUUCCUGGCUGCCAUCUGCUUCACGGUGGCUUUCCUGGCCAGGAAUCUGCCUGGGGCCUUCAACGAAGCCAAGCUGAUCACCUUCAGCAUGCUGGUCUUCUGCAGUGUCUGGGUGACUUUUGUGCCCACCUACCUGAGCACCAAAGGGAAAUACAUGGUGGCUGUGCAGGUCUUCUCCAUCCUGGCCUCCAGUGCUGGUCUGCUGGGCUGCAUCUUCAUCCCCAAGUGCUACAUUAUCCUUCUGAGGCCAGACCUCAACACAAAGGAGCAGCUCACAGCCAGAACAAAUGUAAAAACAUGAGAUAUAACACCAUUGUGAUAUUGAAAGAAUUGUUAAAAGUUUCUUUUAUUUGAAAGGAGAUAUUAAUUCUUUCCAUUUAGAUAGUAUGCAGGAAAAGAAAAUCAUAUCUAUAUGUUUCAAAAUGGGAUUGUUGAAUGACUGGAAUUCUUCUAG
This is a messenger RNA of Pantherophis guttatus, 2701 nucleotides long. NCBI's taxonomy places the organism in Eukaryota, Metazoa, Chordata, Lepidosauria, Squamata, Colubridae. The record is from RefSeq and is a predicted model, not a curated record.